Molecule: messenger RNA, 327 nt
Organism: Sphenostylis stenocarpa
Lineage: Eukaryota; Viridiplantae; Streptophyta; Magnoliopsida; Fabales; Fabaceae
Source: the annotation of a GenBank genome assembly
AUGGAGGCAGUUCAGUCCUGGGUUUCAGAGCACAAGCUCACCACCAUUGGGGCACUCUGGGCAGCUGGAAUUGGAGCAUCACUUUUGGGUUAUUCAUGCACAAAGUCGCCAAUGAAGCCAAGUCUCAGGCUUAUCCAUGCCAGGAUGCAUUCUCAGGCGCUAACUUUAGCAGUGUUGUCUGGUGCAGCUGGGUACCACUAUUAUGAGAAACGUUGUCUUCAGCCAAAACCAGUGGCAGAUAAUACUCCUGCUACCGAUGUCACCCAGAUUUUCAUGUUGAAUGUGCUUGGAGCUGGAGAUAUAUCUGUUUGUUUAAGUUACAAAUGA